Molecule: messenger RNA, 5816 nt
Organism: Colossoma macropomum (tambaqui)
Lineage: Eukaryota; Metazoa; Chordata; Actinopteri; Characiformes; Serrasalmidae
Gene: ube2ql1
Product: ubiquitin-conjugating enzyme E2Q family-like 1
Exons: 2
Coding region: 24-887 (287 amino acids)
Source: RefSeq, a predicted model, not a curated record
CCCUUCAACCCCCGGCACGACUCAUGGCUACUCUCCUGCGGAAGAUCGGCCUGAUCCGGCUGCACGACCGAGACACGGAGGACCCCAAGCACCAACAGGGCUCGCGCAAGGUGGCCAAGCAGGCCGGCCAGAGCCAGAAAGGGGGCACCAAGCACUGCGGCGCGGGAGGAGACACCAGCAUCCUGGGCACGCCGGAGAUUAAGGCCAAGAGGGCCUCGGACGUCCGGGAGAAGAAGGCGCCGAGCAAGGAGGGCAAGGAGAAGCAGCAGCUGCAGCAGCAGCAACAGCAACAGCAGCAACAGCAACAGCAACAGCAGCAGGAGAAGCAGCCAAAGCAGCAUCCUCAGCAGCCUCCUGCGCCCAACCGGCAGCACUGCACGCAGGUGCGCACGCGCAGGCUCAUGAAGGAGCUGCAGGAGAUCCGGCGCCUGGGCGAUAACUUUAUCACGGUGGAGCUGGCCGACGACAACCUGUACGACUGGAACGUGAAGCUGCACCAGGUGGACAAGGACUCGGCGCUGUGGCAGGACAUGAAGGAGACCAACACAGAGUACAUCCUGCUCAACGUCACCUUCCCGGACAAUUUCCCCUUCGCGCCGCCCUUCAUGCGCGUGCUGGCGCCGCGCCUGGAGAACGGCUACGUGCUGGACGGCGGUGCCAUCUGCAUGGAGCUGCUCACGCCCAGGGGAUGGAGCAGCGCCUACACCGUGGAGGCCGUGAUGAGGCAGUUCGCCGCCAGCCUCGUCAAAGGGCAGGGCCGGAUCUGCAGGAAAGCAGGGAAGUCUAAGAAAGCCUUCAGUCGUAAGGAAGCUGAAGCCACCUUCAAGAGCCUUGUGAAGACCCACGAGAAGUACGGCUGGGUUUCUCCUCCAGUGUCUGACGGUUGACGAAUUCAACCAGCGGUGCAGCAGCUUCUCUCCCUCCCUCCUCCACGUGGCUUUCUUGAGUUGGGUUUUUCAUUGUUUUUUUUUUCACACCACCAAACUUGAAAUGGAAAAAAAAAAAAAGAAAUAAAAUAAAACGCAACAAAAAAGCUAUCGUGUCGCACCCUCCAAAUGUUGCUGACUCUUCACAACCACGUCCACCACGCCUGCCCCGCUCAUCUCUCAUUCCUCACCCAGGUGCCAUGGACCAGUCGCUGGCUGUGACGUGUUGCGUUUAUUAAUGCUGUGGAUUGGACUACGCUAAAAGACAGUCUGUUGCUGAAGGACUGUGGAAAUGAAUGAGGCCCUGAGGAAUGUAAUGCCCCUGUAUUGGGACAGGACAUGCCCCAACCCUCACCUCCUACUUCUAUACUAUACCUCUCUAUCACUCUAUACCUCUCUGUGUUCAUCAGUGUGCUCUGUGUUUUCACUCCUCCUGCUACUUCUCCUCCUCCUCUUCUUUUUCUCUGUUUUUCCUCUUUUUUCUUUCUUUUUAGAGCUGACGACGCAUUGCACUGAACAGCAUCAGCCUUUCCUUCAUUUACAUGCAAAUGACUCUGUUAAUAUUUAAUAGAUAGGCAGAUUAGUACAGUACAUUUGAGGUUCAGUUUUUUUUUCCUUUUCUUCUUCGGCUGUGCUAUUUUUCACAGUUCAAUGCAACAUGAAGAUUGUAAUUUAUGUGGAGCUGUGCUCUUCUUUCUCUUUCUCUCUCUCUCUCCCUCUCUAUAUAUAUCUCUCUCUAUCUCUCUCCAUGCGCGUGGCUAAAUUUAGACAUCACUGUGUUGCGUAGAUGGUGAUUGAUUUCUAAUGGAGAAAAAAAAAAACACUCGUUGCUUAUGCAGAGGUACAGUAAAGAUUAAAAAAAGAGUGGUAGUGAGCCAUUCUUGAUAGUCAUUUAACAUAUUAUUUCUUUUUCUUUUUUUUGGAGAAGACCAAAAGCCUAUAAUUCUGAUGAUCUUGAUACCAGAUGGCAGCACCGAAUGUCAAAGUCCCAGCGUGUAGGUGGGCGUAAUGCACACUGAGUGCAGGGCAGGGGUAGCGUGCGCUAAGCACUGUGGUGACGUGGUUUUUAGCAGCGUGCAUGAACGCUGCUUAUGAAGUCAGUCUCUUCAGAGCAGCGAGCAUCAGUUAUGUGACGUAAUGGCUACAGCGGGGACUGGCGGCCCACGUUGGCACAGCCGUAAAGACAACACUGUGUUUUGGCACUGCUGCAGCUUAUUUCCCCGCAAGCCAAACACUGCAGUCGCACACAAAAGAUGUUUUUCUGAUACGGGAGAUUGAACACACUGACCUGCUCGGGUUGUUUAUCCUUGCGGUGUGGCCAUGCUUUGAUUUGCUGCCCAAUUCUUCUUGCACUGACUUUGCAUCACUGUUCCGGUUCCUCAUCAUGCUCAGCGCAGAGGCAGCAAAAUGGCUCAGGCAGAGAGGGCUUGCAAGGGGUCAAGGAGAAUGGUCCGAGCCUCAGAGCCUGUAUCAGCACCUUAAACUGCAGGCGUAUUAUUCAGUUGUUAAUCUUAAAGGGACUCUCUGACCAAAACGAAAGACUCUGCCAUUGAUACGUCUGUUGUAAACCUGUUUACUCGCAUCUUGCAACACCUCUAUAGUGAGAUUUUCUGGUUUAAAGACUAAGAAACUCUCUUCUGAUGAUGUAUCUUGAAGGUGAGAGGAACUUUAAAAACUAAAACUACUCUGGGUGGAUUUUUGCAGGCUGGCUGAAGUUUUUUAUGUUAGCUGGUGGAUGCAGAAGGAAUCCAGAUAGCGAAUGUUACUGUAGUCAUAUAUCUCACUCCAGCUGUGUAACUGUAGUAGCUAUCUUCAAAUCAUUGUUUCAGUGGAGAGGAUGGAUUACAGAAAUGACAGAAAUAAGGAGGAUGGCAAGCUAAAAGCUGAAGUUAGAAACGUAGCUAGCUAUCUAGCUACCUUUGUACCAAAGUUUGCCUUUGUUACUCUGGCUGAAAGGAUAUAAAAACCUGCCCCGUGUGUCCAUUUUGUGCUGAAUAGAAACAGAAUCAGUGUUUUCUUUGCAUUUUUUUGUUUGACGACUGAGGUAAAAGCUACACUAAUGCCUAUAGAUCAGUGGCUAGGCUAGCAAUCAGGAUUGGGUGACACCACAGGGAUUCCCAAUGUCCCAACGUAUUUGCAUAAUGCAUGCUGGGAAUCGUAGUGAGAGAACAUUGAUGAAUGAAAACGAUACAAUGCAGAAGGAGGCCAGAUAGCGAAUGUUACUGUAGUCACAUAUUCCAGCUGUGUAACUGUAGUAGCUAUCUUCAAAUCAUUGUUUCAAUGGGGAGAAUGGAUUACAGAAAUGACAGAAAUGAGGAGGAUGACAAGCUGAAAGCUGAACUUAGAAAGGUAGCUAGCUAUCUAGAUACUGUGCCAAAGUUUGGCUUUGUUACUCUGGCUGAAAGGGUAAAAAACUUGCCCCUGGUGUCCAUUUUGUCCUGAAUAGAAACAGAAUCAGUGUUUUCUUUGUGUUUUUGUUUGACGACUGAUGUAAGAGCUACACUGAUGCUGGCUUGGUUAUAUUUUUUAGCCUAUGGAUCAGUCGCUGGGCUUGCAGUCAGGAUUGGAUGACACCACAGGGAUUCCGAAUGUCCCAAAGUAUUUGCAUAAUGCAUGCUGGGAAUUGUAGUGAGAGAACAUUGAUGAACGAAAAUGAUGCAAAAUUGCGAAGGAGCAUAGCACUGCAUAUUAAACAACCUAUAACAUAUUAAACUCUAGUUGUAGACAAGCCUUAAAGUUAAAAUGCUAGAUCCUCUUUUAUGACUCCAGACUGGGCCUAAGUACAACCCUUAGCCAGUACACUAUGCGCCUGCUGAUGCCACUGUUGAUAAGAGGUAAAUUAAGAUGGACCUAAAAGGAGCAGUUUAGGGUGUUUUUUAUUGUCCAGCAGUGGUGUGGAAUGCUAGCAGCUCAUUCAGUGACCCGACUGAUGCUGGGAGGCACACCUUGGUGUUAUCGACCGCCUCUCCAAAUGUCAGCAUGAAUCCAAAAUGGCACGAGCCUCAGUGUGUCUGCAGAAAGCAAACAAGCCUGAACUAAUGCUACUCCAGUAUAUGCUAUUAGACUAUCACCUUGAGAAGAUCUGAAAUUGCUUCAUAUCUUAUGAUCUGGCAAAUUCAGCUAAACUGCAUAUAGCUUGAACUUUUCACCUCUCGUUGCUCCUUCAUGCAGUCCCUGGUGCGUCGUUCGCUUCACGUUACAUGACUGCGCAGUUGGUAGCAGAAAGCCUGAUUAUAUCCUCUGGUGCUUCAGGGGAACUUUAAAUGUCAUAAGGGAUGCUGCUAAUUAACAUGGCAUUUCAAAAAAGGGAGAAGGAGAAAACAAACGAAUAAGCAUUCUGUUUUUUUGAUGCUGUUUCGGUCAAGAAGAUACAUGGACUUUAGAAAAUCUGUAUGUCAGGGAAGCGUUCACGGUACAGCAUUUCACUGCUGAGCCCAUGCUGGUGCUUGAACUGUACAGUUUAAUUCCAGACAUCCUUCUCUUUCAUGUCAUUGAAGAAGAUCCCGCAUUAUUAGCAAGGCAUGUCAUAACAGCCUUUACUCUGGAAGAGUCCAGACACGAUUUUCUUUCCCAAAAUAAAUUGGUGCAACAUCAUGAUUCCAGAUAGAUAAAUAAAAACAUGUUCAAGAACAGAACACUCAGCAUCUGCCCAUAGACGUCUAUUGGACGAGUAUUUCCUGUUAAUGAGUUUUGUGUUCUUUCGUAAGUUCAGGAAGACGUGUUGAAUUUUUUGUCCGUGGUAAUUGACCGUAUGCUAAAUAUGUGGCAGAUAGAGAUCAGAUUAAAGACAUGCUAGAGUAUUCCUUUAAAGUGCUCCCUGUACUAGACUAAAAAUACAUAAAAAAUAAACACCAGUAUUUCACUGCAGUUCAGAACGCUCCUCUGAGACUAAAAGAGGGCGAAGAUUGGGAAAAUUCCUGGUGUGUACGCCUGGCCUGAGGCAAAUGAGAGAGAAAAGGGCUGUUGAUAUCUGCUGAAGAUAUGACUAUUUAUUUUUUGUCACAGCUUUCUCGUGUAGUUUCGAGGAACCGGAUGUGCUUAAAGGCAGUGUGGAUGAAAGAAUUACACUCCAGUAUAAAGAACUGGUGGUUUGUCCCUGUGCUUAGAAACAAAUGUCAGAUGACUAUGUGGUUUUUACUUGAUGUCCGUCUGGUAGAGAACGGAUCACUAAUCAAACGCUCUUGGUCUUCUCCAGUCUCUGUUUGGACAGUCAUUUGAAAAGUGGUCAUGUGCAUAUUCGUAUGGACGUAGCAAGAGGAGAUACUAUAACAUCGACUAAUUAUAACCGGUCAAAGUUAUCUCAAAAACUGGAUGUUUGCUGGCUUUAAGAGCAUAAUUUUGUGAUAGUUUAGAUUGGUAGAUUGCAGACACUAACUGAAUUAAUUGUCCAAACAAGUGAGAUGAUUCUAUUGUAUUAUAUCUGCAUGUGGUCUGUGAUUGUUAGGUAGCUUUCAAUUUUUUUUUAUUUUUCAAAGAAAAGCAGGAAAACUAUGGGGGGAAAAAAAGAACAGGAAAAAAAAUCUUACUUGUGUUUUUUUCUGUUUUUGUCAUUUUUCUUUCAUUAAUGUCUUAAAUGUCAGAUUGUGUUAUAUGAAUGUUUGUGUUUUAAUUUAUUUGUGGUUUGCCAAAAUGAAGAUUUUGAAGCAUGUUGCAGGUAUUGUCACUGAUUAAAGAGAAAAAAAAUGAGAAAAAAACCUUAAAGUGGAAUAUUAUGUACCUGGAUUGAAGGGGGGUCUGCCGUAUAGGGACCGCAGGCUCCGGGCUGUCAGGAAUAAAGGACAUGACGAAGCGUAUUUUCCAGAUUACACAAAGCAACAUCACAGGACACGGUCAGAGCAAAACCAAACAGGAAUGUGCAAUAAAAGUUGUAGGCUUAUUCAACCCUGCAGA